CUGACACUUCAGCGUUACGAAUUACAAACUGUUGAUAAUUUGUUGACGGUUCACAGACAAGCUUUUACCUAUUUUGCAACUGAAAUAAAUAGAUUAAUUAAAAACUAAUACAACAAAAAUCGGGCGUAGCAUAUUAUAUCGUAUGAGCUGAAACUGAUAUAUUUGAGUAACCAAACCGUUAAAUAUAUUGUAAAAAAUAAUUUCAGAUUUGAACGACUUUUUAUUUGAUAAAAGAAUAAAAAUGGCAGAAUCAGUGCAAGAACGUAUAAUUCCAGCAAUGGAUACGCUUGUUAAAUAUGAUAAUCCAGUUUUGAUUACAAUUCGAACACAAAAGGCAACCAAAGACGCAGCUGCAACAAAAGUUGGGACUGCUGCUUGCAAAAUUCAAACCACACCACCGACAGCUGAUCUCCGCAGAGAAGCAGUUGAAAUAUUAAACGGAAUUUUACCUCCAAGAAAAUGGAAAGAAGAUGGUCAGACAUGGACGCAACAGGUUUCAAGUACUCCUGCAACCAGGCUUGAUGUUAUAAAUUUACAAGAACAGCUCGAUAUGAGGUUGCAGCAACGACAGGCGAGACAAACUGGAAUUUGUGCUAUGCGUCGAGAGUUAUACACUCAAUGUUUUGAUGAACUGAUUAGACAGGUUACUGUCAACUGCGCAGAACGAGGUUUGUUAUUACUGAGGGUUCGAGAUGAAAUCAAAAUCACGAUGACAGCUUAUCAAACACUUUACCAGAGCAGUAUUGCAUUUGGAAUGAGAAAAGCACUUCAAGCUGAACAAGGAAAAGAGGAUUUAAUAACUGCUGCUGUGGAAUUACGCGAGCAAAAAAUGGAAUUAGAAAAAACAGUAGCUGAGCUACGACAAAAAUUAGAACAAACAGAAAGGAGAGCAGCAGAGUUACGAGAAGCUGAAGAAAAGAAACAUAUGGAAGAGAUUCGGUUCUUGAAAAAAACAAAUCAACAAUUAAAGACUCAACUGGAAGGAAUCAUAGCACCAAAAAAGUAAAAUAAAUUAGAAACUACACAAAGGUUUGAAGAAAAUUAUUUUACAUACCACUAAGUUAUUAAAUAUCAACUAAAUUCACCCUUUAUUUUAUAA
Belonocnema kinseyi is the source of this 1099-nucleotide messenger RNA. It is a transcript of the gene Dnali1, whose product is annotated as 33 kDa inner dynein arm light chain, axonemal. Bases 242 to 1006 code for a protein of 254 amino acids. Lineage: Eukaryota; Metazoa; Arthropoda; Insecta; Hymenoptera; Cynipidae. Gene Ontology annotation, molecular function: dynein heavy chain binding. The record is from RefSeq and is a predicted model, not a curated record. Gene Ontology annotation, cellular component: axoneme; filopodium. The transcript has 6 exons.